AUGUUUAGUCAAAUUGCGUCUUCAGUUCUGUUCCUCUCAACAUUGACCUCUGCCUUGCCAGUCAUGAAACGGGCUCCUGUGGAGUUUAAUAAUUUCCAGCUCAAGGUAUACAGUGCAGACCCUGCUGUUGACGGAUUAUUUGUGACUCCUUAUCACGAAGGUGCUGGUUUCAACACAGCCUUUGCGAUCAGUUCUAGUACCUCAACAUACAAUUUGACUGGAGGUGCCCUUCUAGCUAAUAUCCCUGGCACUCUGGUGUACAAUGGAGAAGUGAUCCCAACCAACGAAGAGGCUACCCUGAAUUCACUUCAAUUUAAUAUUGAUGCAGGUGCUACCGGCUUCUCAUUCGAUGAAUCAGGCUUCCUUCAGUAUAACCAGAGCCACCACUGGCUCUCGUGCCACAAUAUUGGUGACCCAUACAACUACCCCGAAGCAUCCAUCGCAUUCCAAGUAGGCUCUAUUCCAGGAAACUGUGAAGCUGCUUUUAUUGUCAAGGUAUAA
Molecule: messenger RNA, 501 nt
Organism: Sugiyamaella lignohabitans
Lineage: Eukaryota; Fungi; Ascomycota; Dipodascomycetes; Dipodascales; Trichomonascaceae
Exons: 1
Coding region: 1-501 (166 amino acids)
Source: RefSeq, a predicted model, not a curated record